This is a messenger RNA of Ogataea parapolymorpha DL-1, 1830 nucleotides long. RefSeq names its product Nitrogen regulatory protein GLN3. The record is from RefSeq and is a predicted model, not a curated record. Gene Ontology annotation, biological process: positive regulation of transcription by RNA polymerase II; negative regulation of transcription by RNA polymerase II. NCBI's taxonomy places the organism in Eukaryota, Fungi, Ascomycota, Pichiomycetes, Pichiales, Pichiaceae. The transcript has a single exon. Gene Ontology annotation, molecular function: RNA polymerase II cis-regulatory region sequence-specific DNA binding; DNA-binding transcription factor activity, RNA polymerase II-specific; zinc ion binding. The coding region runs from base 1 to 1830 and encodes 609 amino acids.
AUGGAAUCCAAUUCAAUAUGGGACAUAUACAUGUCAGCCAAAAAUAUAUUGCCACUCUAUCCUAGAAUCGAAAACAGAAAUUUGAGGGAAGAGAACAUGAAAAUACAACAGGAGCUUUGUGCCAAGCCGGGUGAUAAAAGCCAAAGGCAGCUUAACGGAACUGCCCUUACUCCAUGUUCAAACUCACAUGUUUCCUCUUCACCUAUCGCAAUGAAGAAUUAUCAAAGCUACAGUUGCAAGCAAGAGCUUACAAAGAAUGCUGUCGGAGAAGGAUUUUCAUCCGAUAGCAACAUGAGUUGUUCUAAUUUGAUAACACCGCCAAGUGACCUUCAAACCAGCGUUCAGCCUGCAACUUCUUCACCAGCAACGAAUUCAAAUUUUGUCACACCUAUAUCUAUGUCUGAAAGCCCCAAAGGUGCGCAGAGUAAAAAGACGAGGGAGCUGAAUGAUAUGUUACAACUGAACUUAGAUGAUUUGUUGGACCUUAGGAACGACAGAACACUUUUUUGUGAUCAUGAUCCUGAACUAUUCAAAAAGUACCCUGGCACACUUUCGAACAAUCUAAACCAGUUCAAGUCAUCGCCGUCCGUUUCAUCACAAAAUAUGACCGUUUUCUCGCAAAAAUCAGAAGGUUUCGGAAGAAACUCUUUGGAUUCAAAGUCACAAUCCUCGAGUGCUGAAUGGGACAACUCGAUUUCUUUAGCAUCCAACCCUAAAGAUAUUGGCGUGACCAGACAGGCACCCGAUAGUCGACAAAGUCAUUCAGAUAGAUUUUCUGUUACUCCUCCAUCGAAGCCUCUCUCCAAGUGUUUCAAUUGUGGGACUACUAAAACCCCUCUUUGGCGAAGAGACUCCCAGGGCAAUACUCUUUGUAACGCAUGUGGCUUAUUCCAAAAGCUCCACGGUACCAUGAGACCUUUAUCACUAAAGACGGACAUCAUCAAGAAGCGAAAUUCGAAGCGGCAAUCCUUUAGCCAAAUCCAACAGGGAACUAUAUUCAACAAGCAAUUUGGUAUUAGUCCUUCGACCACUACAACGCAACAGAAAAUGGCUUUUCAAGGUAGUCCACAAACGCUGACCAAUUCUGAGAUGCUUGGGGCGCUUCAAGCAAGCACACUUCAAGCAAGCAUUCACCCUAGUUUGAUUGCCAAUCAAAAUGUGAUCUUGUCUCAGAACCACGCUGACUCAUCGAACUAUAUUCAGAGGUCAAGUAUGGAUUCGUCAUACGACAAUCAAAAUGUCCCUCAUCUUGGAUCACAACCUGGGCACUUUUAUCAUUCAGCAGGAAAUAAACAUGCAGUUCCCUCGGUUAACAACAGUCGAUCAAGAAAUGUCCCAAUUCUCCCUAAACCGUCCAACAGAUUUCCGCAAUCACUUUCGAAUCCAAAUACUCCAUUAGCAACCACUCCUAUCGCUCCUCACUCUCCAACAGGUUAUUCUCCGACAAACUCAGGAUCGCUCCUUUACUCUGUGAAUCAUUCUCAGCCUCAAGACAUACCACGAUUUAAGAGGCUCAAAUCCAGGAGUUGUCUGUCUGCUGUUUCUGAUGCAUCAUCUCCUCCUUCGGCACCCAUGCUUUCUAACUUUUCAUCCAGACAAGGGUCUAUCCCCAACAACCUCUAUCACGACAUACAGGCCAAACGAGGGAUUGUUAGUCAGGAAUCAUUUACUGAUGAUGCUUCAGUCCGCUUGAAUUCUGUGGUUGAUGGCGAUAUCAACUUUGGGAGAUCUAAAUAUUACAAACACGCGUCUUAUGAUCCGUCUAUCGUCGACUCUAAAGAUGAAAGUUGCACGUUCAAAGAUCUCGAUUGGUUGAAGUUUGAUGUUUAA